This is a messenger RNA of Aspergillus saccharolyticus JOP 1030-1, 396 nucleotides long. RefSeq lists its product as uncharacterized. NCBI's taxonomy places the organism in Eukaryota, Fungi, Ascomycota, Eurotiomycetes, Eurotiales, Aspergillaceae. The record is from RefSeq and is a predicted model, not a curated record. The transcript has a single exon. The coding region runs from base 34 to 234 and encodes 66 amino acids.
UCUAUCCCAAUGCACCUUUUCUCGUAAGGCAAUAUGCCGCUCCCCUUUCGGGACCAGUUCAAGCAUGAUAAAUCUUUCUCGGGCAGCAACUCUUCCCAGCAGCAGCGCUAUACCCCUUUGCACGAGGCCAUGGUGACUGCUGCUACUCCGAAAUCUUCUUCCUCUCCAAUCUCUCCUCCCGGCAAUGAUAUCCAAAAGCUGCGUCGUGUCGAUAAUAUCAAGUCUAAGCCAUGAUGAUGCCUACUCCAACCGCUGGUCCACCGAUAUCGAAGCCUAUCUAGACAUCUUCGCUCGCUUACCUUUGUUGUUCGCACGCUUCCCUCUACACUUCUUCCUUUUCCUCCUCAUGUUCGAUAUUCUAGUCUAGAUGCACCAAAUAAGACAUAAUUGACCGGC